This is a messenger RNA of Culex pipiens pallens (northern house mosquito), 3698 nucleotides long. RefSeq lists its product as uncharacterized. Lineage: Eukaryota; Metazoa; Arthropoda; Insecta; Diptera; Culicidae. The transcript is spliced from 10 exons. Bases 1219 to 2892 code for a protein of 557 amino acids. The record is from RefSeq and is a predicted model, not a curated record.
GGCCGACCUCGCUGGCAGCUCGCCAGUCAGGGCGAAACCGUGCAGAGCAGCGAAAGCGCUUCUUCCUCCCCGUGUGCGCGUCCGUGUGUGUUUGUGCGGGAUUCCUCGGUGGAGCAGGGUGCAAGGAAAAGUUCCGGAACUGACCGCCCGACCCUCGGCAGCUCUCUCACGCGGCGCGAUUUGGAAGAGGAAGAAGGGAGAGGGUGCGAGCUGUCACUUUUCGGCAAAAUAAAACAAAAGCCUGCUGCGUGCGGGUGUGCGUGCAAGCGAUCGUCGGGGCCUGCUGCGAUCGGUUCGCUCCUAUUGUUCUGUUGUUCGGGACGUUUUUUUUCUCUCGUGGCCGGUGCCGUUCUUUCGAGAGUUCGCGUUCGGAUUAUUAACGAAGGAUGAUGGAAAAGGUGUGAAACGCUGGAGGAAUAAAUUUUCGUCGGUUUAUUUUUUAGUUCACGACCACUAGGCUGAAGCCUCCGGUUGACACACGGGUAAAUAUUUGAGAUAUUUGCGACGGGGUUCGUGUUUUUUUCGGCGACGGCCAAGGUGUGCUCAUAAAUCAGGUGUGCGAAAGAGGUACCACAUUCCGGAAGAAGGUGCAAACGUUAUUCACACGUUAUUCAUUGAAGGAAUGUUUCCCCAGCCGACGACGACGACGACAACGAGCUGAAAAAUAAUGGAAAAAGUGUUUCCGGUGCUGCUGGAAGCAAAGUGCUACAUUCCCCCUUCCCUCCGUUUCCGGCGUCCCCACCACUAAUCCAAGCCACAGUCCUGUUGCACGCUCUAUCCCCCACCCUCCAACAACACUACCACCACCACAAGUCCACGGAAGAAACAAAAACAACCGCAACACAUUCAAAAGCGACGCUUCAAGUGGAGAAAAAGCGCGCCAAGAAGAAAACACGGGACUCUUAAUUGUCCCAUUGUGUACGUGUGUGUGUGUGUGCUAGUGUGUAUGUGUGUUCCACUGAGCUUUAGAGCUCCACAAAUAGAAUAAUAAUCCUAGUAGGCGUUGCGCGCCGCAAGAAGUGAACGAAAAGAAAACUACGACGACGUCGACGACGAAGCAGGCCGAGCGAAAUCAUCAAAGCAACCCACCGUCGCGCGACACACAACCACGCGCCGACACGCAUACAAAUUACACUCUAAUUUCGAAAGCACCCCUUUCACUCGCAGCAGGUGUGUGUGUGUGUGCGCGUUCGUGCGACACAACUUGUACUCACAAAAAUGGAUAAAAUUUGGAUAACGUUCGUGCUGCUGAUCAUCGCACUAAUCUACGUGAAAACAAACGGACAAUCAGUACUGGACGUGCAACUUUCCGUGAAAAAAUACGUCGAACGGGGCAGCGAAGUAGGCCUGUACUGCGAGAACAACGCGGCGCCCGACAUCCUGUACAAGGUAACGUUCCUGAAGGGUGACGGUAAAAUAUUCGAGUACAUCAAGGGUCGGAACCCGCCCUACCGGAACUACUCGAUCCCGGGCGCCGAGAUAGAUUGGAAAAAGGUGACCCCCUCCCGGUUGAUGCUGAAAAACGUCGACUACGAGGCGUCCGGCUCGUACUACUGCGAGGUGUCCACCGACACGCCCAUCUUCACGAAGGCCUCCAACGACGAGCCGAUGCACGUGAUGCUUCCCCAGAAGGGACCACCCUCGAUCGAGUUCGCCAAGAACCAGCUCUACUACGGGGACAUGCUGGUGGCCAACUGCACGACGAGCAGGGCUCGGCCGGCGCCCCACAUCACCUGGCUAAUUAAUGGAAAACAGGUGGACGAGUCGCACGUUCGGCAGCUUCACCACAGCUCCAAGAACAGCCACCGAUCGCAGCAGUCCAAGUCGGCGCAGUUGGCGCUGUCACCGCAGACGGCGCCCUCGUACGUGUCGCAGUCGCAGUCCGUGUACCAUGGGCGGGUCAUCCCGAGCGCGGCGGCCGGAGUUAACGGGGGUGGCGGAAUCGGUGGUGGUGGAGGAGGAGGUGGAAACGGAGGUUCCGGUGGACACAGUCUGAAGGAGCUCAAGGCAAAGGCGCGGGCCGUCGACGACGAGUUGAAGGCGGCGAAGGCGGCGGCGGCCGCCGGUGGCCAGUACGGCGGCGGCGGCGGGUUCCAGAUCCAGCCCAACAUCGGGUACAACAGCUUCGACGGGGGUUACGGCUUCGGCAUGAAGAUGCACCACCGGGAGCGUAGCGGGGGCGUCAACGGGGCGGGCUCCAACAUUGGGGUGUUCAACAUCGGGGGCGACCGGAUGGGCGACGAGGCCGACGAGGACGAGGAGAGUGAGAAAAAGACUUUCUGGCAGCACGGUGGAGGAGCAGGUGGUGGUGGUGGUGCCAGUGGUGCCAGCGGAAAGGGGGACAACUAUCACAACUAUUAUGACAAUAAUGGCAAGCAGCAGUCGCAGUCGCAGUCGCACUUUGACAACUUUUACCGGAAGCAUCGCAACUCGUACGAGCACAAAUUCCGACGGCACGUGAACGACGCAACGAGCGGAACUGGCAACACUGGCGGUGGCCCGAUGGAGCCCCGGAAGGUGCACCGGGUGUCGGCCAGCUACAGCCAGCUGUCGAUCCGGAUCACGGAGGCGCUCACGAACAACCUGGGCCGGAUAGAGAUCACCUGCCUGGCGACGAUUCCGGCCCACGUGGAGCCGGGUGCCGAGUACGCCGACUACAAGACGUCGCUGAUUAAGCUCGACAUCGAGCAGAACGACCUGACGUCGCCGGAACCGUCGACGGGUUCGCUGGCGCACGCCAAAUCGGACGCCGUGCAGACGUCCAACUUCCAGGCGCCGGCGUCCGGCAUCUGCCGGAACCUGCUCGCAGUGCAGUGCGGGAUCGUGCUGCUGCUGUUGCUGUACCAGCGCCGGUCGGCGGCCGGCUGGUUCCUCGUGACGUCACUGUCGUAAUUUGGCAGCGGCACACGCCCCUCGGCGCGCUUCCUCCAGGGUGCCCCGCCUACGCCUACUACGAUUAAGAGAGAGAGAGAGAGAAACAGAGCUAAUUCUAGUGUUUUAGAAAAAAGUGGGAAAAUUGAUGUUUUUCGCGUGGUGUUUUUUUGUUUUUUUUGUCUCUCCACAAAAUGGUGCAGCUAAACGCGCGGUAUUUCCGGGCGGCGACAACACAGUAGGCGGGGUACUGGGCGGGGAAGGCGCGACCCUGAAGCACAAGGCGACGAGAUUUAGCAACCGUCGGAAACAAUAAGAAAUCCCAAUCUUGUACAGAGCCAAAGAACCCCGUGUACAGAACGUGAAGCAUCUUCACGAGAAAGGUUAGUUUUGUUUUUGACUUUCUUUUUUUUCAAAAAAAAAACAAGCGCAAAUGAUUUCCGCCAACACUGAUUUUCGAACGACUGUCGCUACUUCACACAAACAGACGAACUCACUUAAACUAAAAUGCUCGCGCGCGCUAACAAACAAUAGAAGUCAUUCAACCAAAACAAAACAAACACACGCUACUAAUUGUAACAUAAACGGUACCGUAAGUUUAGGGUAAGAAAAACAAGAAGAAAAUAAAACUGAAGGGAGCGAUCCCGAAAACAAAAAACAAUAACAUUGGAACAGUUGGACGUUAAAGAAAUGUCAAAAGUGUAAACAAAAAAAAGGGUUGAACGCGUGUGAGUGCGAACGAAGGAAUGAGUGAGUAUGCGUUUAGCGUGUACGCAAACGCCAAAUUUUUGACAGCUGUCAAAAACACGCGCGUGCACGCUGAGUUG